ACAAACCAGCUCACAGCGAACACAGCAUUGACAGAAAAGGCAUUUAACGAGGUUUCAUGGCAUUUUAAACUGUUCUAAAUGGCGUAUGAUUAUGUAAAUAGUCUUUCCAGUGAGGCUAGGUUAAGAUACGAGUUAAAAUGUUCUGUAGUUGGAUUAAACGACUGCCCUUACCGCCUUCCAGCAGAUGCGUGGACUGAUAAUCCUACACAAUGGCCGGACAUGGAAUUUGGAAAUCUUUAUGUCUACCUCACAAGCGCACCAGGUGGAAUGCACUCCCAACAGGUGUAAAAGAAAGGGCAUCUCUAUCCUCCUUCAAAACCGCACUAAAAGAACACCGCCAGGCAACUUCAACCCUAAACUAACACCCUCCCCGGAUUGUUAAUACCGGUAAUCAAAUGACGUGCAGGAUGAAGGUGAAGGUGAAGAAAUGGAACGGAGUCGCGUCCUGGUUGUGGGUGGCUAAUGAUGAGAACUGUGGUAUCUGCAGACUGGCCUUUAAUGGCUGCUGUCCUGAAUGUAAGGUACCCGGGGACGACUGUCCGUUGGUCUGGGGUCAGUGUUCCCACUGUUUUCACAUGCACUGCAUCUUGAAGUGGCUCAACUCUCAGCAGGUCCAGCAGCAGUGUCCCAUGUGCAGGCAGGAGUGGAAGUUUAAAGAAUGAACUCACCUGAUUGUUGGUAUGAUUGUAAAUAAGCUUUUUUUCAUACCUGUACUUGACACAACUGAAAUGAAGCGGACGUCUAAGGCAUUGGUGUACAGUUCAUUUGAAAAAUAAGUUAUCGGAGCCAAAUAUGUGUAUGUACUGUACAGUAGAGGGCGCUGCAGGCUGGGGCAAAUAAGCCAUUGGUCAACACAGGUGGUUGUCAGUUGUUGACCUGGCAAGUUUGAACUGAAUUUGGCAAAUUAUGGAGUUUUUUGACUUGCUGGAGCCAAAUAAAUUGUUGACGUUUCAUCAAA
Messenger RNA from Nerophis lumbriciformis (worm pipefish), 958 nucleotides. It is a transcript of the gene anapc11, whose product is annotated as APC11 anaphase promoting complex subunit 11 homolog (yeast). The record is from RefSeq and is a predicted model, not a curated record. Gene Ontology annotation, biological process: anaphase-promoting complex-dependent catabolic process. Lineage: Eukaryota; Metazoa; Chordata; Actinopteri; Syngnathiformes; Syngnathidae. Gene Ontology annotation, molecular function: cullin family protein binding; zinc ion binding; ubiquitin protein ligase activity. Gene Ontology annotation, cellular component: anaphase-promoting complex.